Molecule: messenger RNA, 1527 nt
Organism: Fraxinus pennsylvanica
Lineage: Eukaryota; Viridiplantae; Streptophyta; Magnoliopsida; Lamiales; Oleaceae
Source: the annotation of a GenBank genome assembly
AUGGAUCUCGGUUGGGUCGUCAACAAUUUUGGUAGUGCUCCCGAAGAUUUUGGUGGUGGUGACGCUAGGUGGGUGCCGACGGUUUUGGUGGUUUUUGGUUUUGGGGGAGAGAAGAGAGAGAGGUGUGUUCUUCUCGGAUUCACAAUCCCUAGCGAUAAAAUUCAAGAUAAAGGCAAUGGGCGUUUGGCUAUUGAUCACUACCAUCAGUGGAAGGAAGAUGUGGCUUUGAUAAAGAAAGUGGGUUUGGAUUCUUAUCGAUUUUCAAUUGCAUGGACGAGAAUAUUGCCAGGGGGACGAUUAAGUGCUGGAGUAAACAGAGAAGGAAUUAACUACUAUAAUAAUCUCAUAAACUUACUCCUGGCUGAAGACAUUACACCUUGUGCAACUAUUUUUCACUGGGAUGUUCCCCAAUGUUUGGAAGACGAGUAUGGUGGCUUCUUAAGCCCUCAAAUUGUGGAGGAUUUUUCUGAUUUUGCUGAGGUUUGCUUCUGGGAAUUCGGUGAUCGUGUUAAACUUUGGAUCACAUUGAAUGAGCCAUGGAGCUUUUCUGUAUCCGGAUAUGCGUUAGGUAUUUUUGCACCUGGCCGAGGUCCAACACAAGAUGACCCUGUAACAAAUGUUGUCCGUCAUAGAUGCAACAUUCAGAAUCCAGUUAUUUGCAGCGAAGGAAAUCCAGGCACAGAACCGUAUAUUGUUGGACAUCAUUUGCUCCUUUCUCAUGCAGCAGCAGUUGAUAUAUACAGGAAAAACUUUCAGAAACUUCAAGGAGGCAAGAUCGGAAUCACAAAUGUCACAGAAUGGUAUGAGCCACUCAAUAACACAACAGCUGAUAAAGAGGCUGCUUCAAGGGCAGUUGAUUUUGCGUUGGGAUGGUUUGUAGCGCCCGUGGUUACUGGCGAUUACCCACCAGUUAUGAGACAAUCAGUAGGAGAUCGCCUUCCCAAAUUUACACCAGAACAGGUUACUCUGGUGAAGGGAUCCUAUGACUUUUUAGGAAUAAACUAUUACACUACUCAUUAUGCAACCAAUGCACCCAAGACACCUGGUGCAAAACCAAGUUACCUUACCGAUCAGGAAGCUCAAACAUCAACUGAACGUAAUGGGACGCCAAUUGGUGAAAAAGCUGGUUCGAGUUGGUUGUACAUUUAUCCAGAAGGAAUUUACAAGCUCUUGGUUCAUUUGAAAGAAAGAUACAAUAAUCCCAUCAUUUACAUCACCGAGAAUGGAGUGAACGAAUUGAACGAUAAACCAACAGUUUCAGAAGCUCGAUUUGAUGAUUUGAGGGUUAAAACUCACCACGACCACCUUGUCCAAAUUAAAAGAGCGUUGGACUAUGGUGUUCGUGUGAAGGCUUAUUAUUUAUGGUCAAUGUUCGACAAUUUUGAAUGGGCUGAUGGGUACACUGUUAGAUUUGGCAUUAUGCAUGUAGAUUUUGAGAAUAAUCAACUGAAAAGCUUAGAGCCUGGAGAAGACGCUGGACACAGAGGGCCAGAGGCGUUGAGGCGGUGUGGAGCACUAGAGACAUAG